UAUGAAAAAAUCUUAUCAUUCACCUUUUCCAAUCCAAAAUUCACACUUUUCGCAGAUAAUUGAAAAGACCUGACGAAGACAAAGAUGACAAAUUAUGCAACGACACCACUAUGGCAAUGUGCGGAGGCAGAGGGCAGGGGGAUUCUACAGUGUCAUUACAAGCAACCUUAACCCUACUGUAUGCAGUCAUCUUUCCCAUCGCUCUUUUGGGAAACUCGCUCGUUCUGUAUGUCGUAUUCAAAAGACAGAGCAUGAGGAACGCGUUGAACCUUCUAAUUGUCAAUAUGGCAGUUGCUGACCUUCUGGUAACGAUCUUCGUCAUACCUUGGUCUGUAUCCUAUCUCUUUGUGGGACUUCAAUGGUUUGGAGGAAUCUUCGGCAAGAUUCUCUGCAAGACGAUCCAGUUCUCUUUAACGACGUCGAUCGCAGCGUCAGUGAUCACACUUAUGGUUAUCACAGUGGAUAGAUUUCUGACCAUCGUGUUUGUUUGGAAAACUUGUCUUAACCUAAGAACUUCAAAAGCCUCUUUGGCUAUUAUCUGGAUUAUAUCGAUUGCCAUCAUGGGACAUUAUCUUAAAGUGUUCACGGUCGACCAACCACUAAAGAACAUGGGAGACGAAAACUAUUACUGUUACCCCAACUGGCAGACAAUGCCUGAUGACUUCGACAAAUACUUUAAUGUUGUUGCCUUUGCGGCGCUGUACGCGUUUCCCUUAAUUCUGAUGGCAAUUCUGUACUCCUUGAUUAUUCAUAAAUUAUGGAGCGAAAGAAUUGCAAGCGGAGGCGACUCAGAUAUUAAUAGCUCCAAGAAACGAGUGGUAAAGAUGCUGAUAACAGUAACACUUGCCUUUGCGGUGUGUUGGCUCCCUAUGCACAUCAUACACUAUUACAUACACUUUGAACUCGAGACAUAUACGUGCAUGUCAAAGUAUCUGAUUUUGCUGUCGUUCUGGCUUGGACAUGCCAAUAGCGCCAUCAAUCCAGUACUUUACGUGAUUUUCAAUAAGACCUUCCGCCGGGCGUUUCUACAUGCCUUGCACAUCCAGUCGUUCAACAGUAUCAACUUGAAGACUUCCAUUGUACGGGUAACAUCAAACAGAAGGCCUUCAUCGCCCUUUACACCAACUAGGAGCUCUUUCAUAACCGGAAAUAAUAAUGAGGAAAGCCAUCCCCAUACUCCGCCUAUCUCACAUUCUCGAUCUCUUAAAGAGAUUUAUGCCUAUGGCAAACUGAUACAACGGAACGACAACUCUAAAUCAUCUAAUUCCUGCUCUGACGACGGCAAGACAAAUCGUCGCUCCAUAAUGGUUGUAAUGGACAGAAUGACAUGUGUCUGAAGUAAAUAUCAUCAAAAUCAGGACAUAGUAAAACGGUGAAAUGUCUGAAGUGCUGUAAUUAUUAAGAUGAAUUCGAAACCUGAUCAUUCAAUCCUGGGUUUGAAGGACAGUAGGAUUAGAAGUAUCUAGCUGUAGUUUCUUGAAGGAUUGGACUUUGUGUUGCAAAUAUUCAGUGCCUUAGGUGGACCAGGUGUAACAUUUUGAGAAUGUAUACAAAAAGGCUGGGUCAUAUAAACCAAGUUAAAGAAUAAUCAUCGACAGCUAAAGUCAGAAAUAAGAUUGGCUAAUCAAAGGGGUACUCUGCAUCUUAUUCAAACAUUAGUUCAAUUAACUAGCAUAAAGUACUGUUUACUUUUGACAUUAGAAGAGUGCUUCAAAUAACAGGUGAUUUUUAGGGAUACAAGUAAAUACAUCGAAAAAGUUAAGUGUCGCUAGGUUGACAUUUUGCGACUACUAGUCUAAAGAAAUAAAACACUUGAAUAUAUAGAGCUAGAUUGUACUUAAACAACUCCAUUAAAAUAAUAGAGAGCUGUUUAAUUUCGAACCAUUUGUAAAUUGACCAUGCUCCGAAGCCCAGAUAUGCUUCUCCCUGUUUCAACAGUGGCAUGAGUACUGAUGGUGCGUAUGAGGAUUGAAUAGCAAGUUAAAAAUAGCGGGCACAUUGAUAUGAGAACCAAGGUGCUAUUUAGUAAAUCAACGGAACACUUCUUUCUU
Pocillopora damicornis (cauliflower coral) is the source of this 2051-nucleotide messenger RNA. Its product is annotated as QRFP-like peptide receptor. Lineage: Eukaryota; Metazoa; Cnidaria; Anthozoa; Scleractinia; Pocilloporidae. The record is from RefSeq and is a predicted model, not a curated record. Gene Ontology annotation, molecular function: neuropeptide Y receptor activity. Gene Ontology annotation, biological process: G protein-coupled receptor signaling pathway. Gene Ontology annotation, cellular component: plasma membrane.